GCGGAGGAGGCAGACGUGCUGCUCCAGGUGUUAAAUAAACUCGCCCUAGGAACUGACAGUUGGGAUUGAUUUUCGCGUUGAAUAUUACGAAGAUGUCCAAAAUAAGCGAGGGCAGCGGCGGGUGGGGCACAGUGAGUGAAAAUACACUUUCGGAGAAAUUCCCUCUCCACCGCGCGUGUAGGGAUGGCGAUGCGGACUUCCUUCGCUCACUCCUACGGCAAGAGGCGGCUCGCUCCCACAUCGCCGUCGAGGACACUUACUACGGAUGGACUCCGAGUCAUUGGGCGGCUUACUUCGGCAAGCUGGAGUGCCUGCGCCUGCUGAUCUGCGGCACGGGCAGCGGGAUAGCAGCCAACCCCGGCCAGAAGACCUCGCGCUUCUCGCAGACGCCCAUCCACAUUGCCGCCUUCGCCGGCCACCCGCACUGUCUGCAGUGGCUGAUUCAGGCGGGAGCAGAUCCCAACGCGCAAGACUACCUGGGUGAGACAUCCCUUCACAAGGCUGCUCGAACUGGGUCUGUGGAGUGUGUAAAUCUCCUUGCAAUGAACAAAGCUACUUUAGGGAUCCGUAACAACAAUGGUCAGACAGCUUUCCAACUGGCUAGUGCUUGUGGUUUCACUGAUCUAGCGAAUCAUCUGCAGCAGUUACAAGGCAAGCAAGGUAGGUUUUUUGUUUUCAGUUGA
Molecule: messenger RNA, 683 nt
Organism: Penaeus indicus
Lineage: Eukaryota; Metazoa; Arthropoda; Malacostraca; Decapoda; Penaeidae
Product: ankyrin repeat domain-containing protein 10-like
Exons: 4
Coding region: 93-683 (196 amino acids)
Molecular function (GO): protein binding
Source: RefSeq, a predicted model, not a curated record